AAUUGGUAGCGUAUUCUCAGCUUUGUCAGCAGCAGUUUUCGACAGGGGAGCACGGGACGAUGACACGGUUGAUCGGGUAAACCACAUGGUUAUGUAUGGCUUACUAGUCUUCCUAGGGGUGGCCUCUGGAACUAGGCAGUAUGUGGGGUCAGCCAUCUAUUGCUGGUCACCGGCCGAAUUUACAGAGAAAAUUCACAGACGAUACAUACACCACUACUGCUUGGGUCAGCAAAAUGUACAACUAGCAUUGUUCCUUUUUCUGGCUGUUCUGUUCCGAGUGCCACAACUUCUCUGGAAACAACUGAACAAAGCCUCGGAUGCAAACAUGCAGCUAAUCGUAGGAAUGACAACAGACACUGUUUUCAUGGACCAGAAUACAAGGGACGAACAGUUGCGUCGGGUUGCUGAAUACUUCCAUCGAUGGAUCACUACAGGAACGCCAUCUAGCAGGUUUCUACAUUGCUAUUAUUUUACUGUCUUGCGUGCAUUUUGUUGCAAUGUUUAUCUUUAUACAUCCACACUUUAUUUUCGUUUCUUCAUUAUCUCCGCUUUUCUCAAGACCAACUUCUGGAAGUUUGGUUUCCACGCUAUGACAUCUUAUAUACGAUCCGGCCAAUGGGAAGACGAAUACAACUUUCCUAGGGUCACCCACUGUGACGUGAAGAUCCGGCAGCUAGAGAAUGUACACACUUACACAGUCCAGUGUGUGCUGGCGAUAAACCUCUUCUUGGAGAAGAUGUUUCUUUUGUUGUGGUUCUGCCUAAUGCUUAUGUUAUUCGUGAACGCCAUAAGUUUUGUCAAGUGGCUUUUUCUGCUCGCAAAUGAAUCGAGAAGCAUACUUUUUCUGUGGAAGUUUUUCGGAUCUUUCUUGUCUAGUCGUCACACAACAUUUGAUGAUCGCAGAAAGUGCCUGGUCAUGUUAAGGCGGUACCUGAAGGCUGAUGGCUUGUUUGUUAUUCAGAUGGUUUCGGUGAAUACAACAGACAUGUUGACCAUUGACCUAGUGCGACAGAUCUGGCUUCGGUAUAAGACUUCCUGUGAAGAAGGCUCCAUGAUGAUUUCAAGAGAUGGUAUAAAGCUGAAUGGACACAGUGUAUCGAAUCUCAAUGAUAGCGAUGAUGAGUAA
Candidula unifasciata is the source of this 1126-nucleotide messenger RNA. The record is from the annotation of a GenBank genome assembly. NCBI's taxonomy places the organism in Eukaryota, Metazoa, Mollusca, Gastropoda, Stylommatophora, Geomitridae.